CUGAUCACAUGACGGUGACAUCAUCGCAGGUCCUGUAAGCACACGGCUUCUCUACAGAUACAGGUUUCUCCAAUCCAGGAUCCUCUGCUGAUAUCUUCUAUAUAAGAGAAUUCUCCUGGAUGACCCAUCAACCAUGGAGAGAGACAGGAACAAGAUGGCCGACAGGAUCAUAAACCUCACCCUACAGAUACUCUUCCGGCUUACUGGAGAGGAUUACACAGUAGUGAAGAAGUCCUCUAGUGGGCGCUGUCGGGCCCCUGUGUGUGAAGGAUGGGGAAGAACCCUGAGCCCAAUCCCGGGGCCCCCACCUCACUCCCUGAUACAUGAGGAAAUGGAUGAACAGAAGAUCCUAGAACUCAUUAACAAGAUGAUGGAGCUGCUGACUGGAGAGGUUCCUAUAAGGUGUCAGGACGUGGCGGUCUAUUUCUCCAUGGAGGAGUGGGAGUAUGUAGAAGGACACAAGGAUCAGUACAAGGAUCAGGUCAUGAUGGAGGAUCAGCAGCCCCUCACAUCACCAGUCAGAUCCAGUAAGAGAACAGCACCAGAGAGGUGUCCCCGUCCUCUUCUUCCACAGGAUGAUCAGGGAGAAGAUCCGAACAAUAUUAAUGCUCCAGAGACAGAUGUGAGCGGUGAUGAGCAGUAUAAGGAGAACAUUCCUACAGGGAAAGAUCUGAUCUAUAUUACUGCUACAGACAUAAAGGAAGAAGAAGAAGAGACAGAUGUGAGUGGUGAUGAGCAGUAUAAGGAUGACAUUCCUACAGGAAAAGAUCUGAUCUAUAUUAAUACUACAGACAUAAAGAAAGAAGAAGAGACAGAUAUGAGCAGUGAUGAGCAGUAUAAGGAGGACAUUCCUACAGAUUCUUGUAGCAGGAGAUCAGAGGAGAAUCUUAUAUCUUCAGAUUAUAAAGCAGAUGAUGAUAUCACACAAGAUACAUAUGAAGAACAUUCCAUUAUCCCAGAUGCACCCUCAGCCCUUCACAGCCAAGAUCUGUCAUCUCAUCCUUAUAUACAGGUCCUGUCUUCUCAGUCAUCACAGGAUGUUCAGCAAAAAAACGGUCACAGAAGGGGUGUUGGACAUCAACGAGCUCAUACAGGAAAGAAACCAUAUUCAUGCUCAGAAUGUGGGAAAUGUUUUAGUUUUAAAUCAGGUCUUGUUACACAUCAAAGAACUCACACAGGAGAGAAGCCAUUUUCAUGUUCAGAAUGUGGGAAAUGUUUUAAUCAGAAAUCAAUUCUUGUUGUACAUAAAAGAACUCACACAGGAGAGAAGCCAUUUUCAUGUUCAGAAUGUGGGAAAUGUUUUGCUUUUCAAUCAGGUCUUGUUAGACAUCAAAGAACUCACACAGGAGAGAAGCCGUUUUCAUGUUCAGAAUGUGGGAAAUGUUUUACUUUUCAAUCAAGUCUUGUUCAACAUCAAAGAACUCACACAGGAGAGAAGCCAUUUUCAUGUUCAAAAUGUGGGAAAUGUUUUACUCAGAAACCGCAUCUUGUUGUACAUCAAAUAACUCACACAGGAGAGAAGCCAUUUUCAUGUUCAAAAUGUGGGAAAUGUUUUACUAAGAAAUCAAGUCUUCAUCAGCAUCAAAGAAAAGAACUCACACAGGGGAGAAGUCAAUUCAGAGGAAUAAUUGAUGCAGAUAACACAUCUAUAAAUUAUCCAGGUACAUAGGAUAUCUGACAUUUAUACAUAUAUCAUAUACUGCAUCUCCAAACUUGUUACCAAUGGUUAAUAAAAGUUUUCUCUCUUAUAUGAUUUAUUAUUCUUAUAUUCAUCUCCGCACACUGGACUUAUAAUAAAUGUAAUAUUGUCCCUGACGUUGUAUAUAGGGAAUGUAACGCGUCAGUGUUGUCCCCGCCCCCUUCUCAUUAUGAUUAUAGAGACUUUAAUUCAAGGCAUCAGACAGGAUCCGCGCGUCUCCCUUGAAGAUCGUCUCUUCUGAACAUAAGACGCUGCAGAUACUUUUAUUUAUCACAAACCCUAGACCAGCGUUUCCCGUCUUGACGUCUAUUUUCGGUCUCAGAUCAUAAAAUCCAUUUUUCUAUAUGAGAAGUCGUCAAUAUGUCAGCGUCCCCCGGGUUCAGUAAACAUCGGUGUAAUUCUUUUCCUUUUCUUUGUCCUCCCCGGGGUAUAAAAUCCCUAGAGAUCUGAUCACAUCUGGUACAAGAUCUCUUUACUUCACACUUUGCGCCAUUAUUACACGGAUUGAAGACCCAGUUACACGCUCGUAAAUUCCCAUCUAUGUCGUGGAUUGGAAGGAAAAAGGUUCUUUAUUCUUUUACAUAAACAAUUGCAUAACAAAUACAAAGUAAUAAAGUUUACCUCUUCAAGAAGUUGCUCAAAA
Hyla sarda is the source of this 2342-nucleotide messenger RNA. Its product is annotated as oocyte zinc finger protein XlCOF7.1-like. The transcript has 7 exons. The record is from RefSeq and is a predicted model, not a curated record. NCBI's taxonomy places the organism in Eukaryota, Metazoa, Chordata, Amphibia, Anura, Hylidae. The coding region runs from base 134 to 1669 and encodes 511 amino acids. Gene Ontology annotation, biological process: regulation of transcription by RNA polymerase II. Gene Ontology annotation, molecular function: DNA-binding transcription factor activity, RNA polymerase II-specific; RNA polymerase II cis-regulatory region sequence-specific DNA binding.